Messenger RNA from Chlorella variabilis, 477 nucleotides. RefSeq lists its product as hypothetical. The record is from RefSeq and is a predicted model, not a curated record. The transcript is spliced from 4 exons. Lineage: Eukaryota; Viridiplantae; Chlorophyta; Trebouxiophyceae; Chlorellales; Chlorellaceae. Bases 1 to 477 code for a protein of 158 amino acids.
AUGCAGGGCUUCAGGCUCCUGUUUUACGGCGACAGCAUCACUGAGUAUUGGAUGGGCACUAACCGGUGUGUGCCAGCGGUGUUCCAGAAGCACUUUGGCCGCUACCGCCCCGGGGUGAUGGCGGUGUCUGCCGACCAGACGCGGCACUUGUUGUGGCGCCUGCAGCACGGCGAGGCGCCAGUUAAGCACCCGCCGCAAACGGUGGUGCUGCUGAUCGGCACAAACGACUUGGGGCUCGCCGCCAACGCGGGCGCCCCCGGAGGCCGUGCCAGGGUGGCGGUGCUGGAGGUGUUGUACUUCAUGCGGUCUCGCUGGCCGAAUGCGCACAUCAUCCUGCUGGCGCUGCUGCCCCGCGGCUGUGAGAAGUUCUUUGGUUGCGAGCCGGCGGAAAGCGGGCCGGGCUCGCAAGGCAGGGAUUUUUCCUAUCCCUCCAUAUUCACUCCCAGUAUCACCAAAGUCAACGUGCUGCUGGAGUAA